GGCAAUUUUCGCCCACUACUACUAUUACUCCCUCUGGACCCUCUUGUCCAACUCCAAUGCAAUAUUGCUACUACCGGGUUGGUUUCAGAAUAUGCAUCGAUAGAUAUUGAGCUCGAAACUAACAGCUUUUCUUGUUAAAAAGGACUCAUAGUCUAGAAUUGUAAUGGCCCCAUCAGAGAAGCCUCAGAGAAAGAAAUCUCCAUUUUCCCUGGUCAAAAUUUUAAAUGACUUAAAAAAUGUUGACAUGGAAAUGAUGAAGGAACUUCUUUUUGCCCCAAGAUACUUAUGGAUAUCAGCUGUUGGUUUCUUGCUAGCAGAGAUAGUGAUCAACAUUUUCAUCAUACAAAGAGUUAAAUACACUGAAAUUGACUGGAUAGCAUACAUGCAAGAAGUAGAAGGGGUUGUAAAUGGCACCUGGGAUUACACUAAUCUGAAGGGUGAUACAGGACCUUUAGUCUAUCCUGCUGGUUUUGUGUACAUAUUUACGGCAUUAUAUUACAUCACUGGCAAUGGAACCAAUAUUCGGCUGGCACAGUAUAUAUUUGCUGCAUUCUAUAUCAUUACAUUAAUUCUUGUCUUCCGGAUAUUUCAUAAAAGUAAAAAGCUGCCUCCUUAUGUGUUGAUUUUUGUGUGCUGUACUUCUUAUCGAGUUCACUCCAUUUUUGUACUCCGACUCUUUAACGAUCCUGUUGCUAUGAUGAUUCUUUAUGCAUCGCUUAAUUUAUUCAUUGAUGGAUAUUGGUCUCUUGGAAGCUUACUCUACAGACUUGCCUUCGGGUUAGUCGUACACUCCUGGAUUUUUUCUCCUACUAUGUUGUUUUCUUUCUUUCAUUGUCUGUCUGUCAGACCAACUGUGCUGCAAUCUAUCCUAAGUAAAGGACUCCAGGUAAUUCUUGGCACGCCAUUCCUGCUCAGUAAUCCAGUUGGAUAUUUGAAGCAAUCCUUCGAUGUAGGACGGGUGUUUUUAUUCAAGUGGACUGUGAAUUGGCGUUUCCUGUCAGAAGAAGUUUUUGUGAACCCAGGAUUUCAUUUGGUCCUCUUGAUUUUGCACAUAGUGCUCUUAGCAUCUUAUGCAUACACACACUGGAACAAGUACCUUUCAACUUAUUCUUCACUUUGUCAAGCAGGACUAGGAGGAAAUUUGACAUGUCAGCUGUUCAUUCUUCCAAUGUUCAUGAGUAAUCUCAUUGGUAUAACAGUGAGUCGCUCUCUUCAUUACCAGUUUUAUAUUUGGUACUUCCAUUCCCUGCCAUACUUGCUGUGGUGCACACAGUAUUCAGUUGUUUUCAGGAUCUUAAUACUGGGACUGAUCGAGCUCUGUUGGAAUACCUAUCCAUCUACUUGGUGGAGCUCAUCUCUCCUUCAUGCUUGCCAUUUAGCUCUGCUAGUAGGUCUUUUCCUCAACAGGCCUACAGACAAGCAGGCAGAGAGAUACAGGAAGAUGUUUGGAAAGAAGGAUUAAGACUAAUAGUGAUCAGUUUUGUAUGUUUGCUAAUUAGCUUUUUUUCAUGUUAAAAAUACAUGUUAAAAUUUGACACAGAAGAUUAAUGUUUAUAUAAAAAUAUAAUGUACAAUACUAUUUUAUAUAAAACCAUGAAUGUACUUGAAAUGAUGUUUGGUUAUAGAAUUAAAAUUCUAAAGUUUU
Macrobrachium nipponense is the source of this 1645-nucleotide messenger RNA. RefSeq names its product lethal(2)neighbour of Tid protein-like (gene Alg3). Gene Ontology annotation, cellular component: endoplasmic reticulum. The transcript is spliced from 11 exons. The record is from RefSeq and is a predicted model, not a curated record. NCBI's taxonomy places the organism in Eukaryota, Metazoa, Arthropoda, Malacostraca, Decapoda, Palaemonidae. Gene Ontology annotation, molecular function: dol-P-Man:Man(5)GlcNAc(2)-PP-Dol alpha-1,3-mannosyltransferase activity. Bases 164 to 1462 code for a protein of 432 amino acids.